CUGUGUCAGGAAGCUUCAGUCGGAGGAUAAUUCAAUUCAACAAAUCUAAUCUUGAUGUUUCAGUUUGAGUAUUUGUAUGACGUUUUUUGUAAACGGAAAGAGAUUACGUUUUUACCCUGACAAGCUUGGCUGGUUCAUAAGAACAAGAAACAAACGUAUUACUAGAAAAUAAGCUGGAUAGAACAUGGCCAAAUGGUCCUAUGAUUGGCUAACAAAACAAGAGUGUGGUUAUGCUUGCCUGUUUUUCUGUUGAGAAAACAACAUUUCUUUGGUAGCGUGUCUAUCUGUUGUCAAGAAUUACAACAAGGUCUAAUCUGAAACAACUACCUGGGCACCAGUCCUUUUACAAAAAUGCAGUUUUUGAUCCAGCACACCUGGGAUAGCAAGCCUGUGAAUCAUGACCCCAUCAGGAUCAAUUUCUCCCCGGGACAAGGGGGGCUGAAGAUAGAGAUCUUUGGUCCCUUCUUCAAUGACCCAGCAGCUCCUGCAGGGCCCCCCAGUCUGCCCUUCCCUGGACUCUGGGAUUAUGAAGUUGUGGAGUCCUUCUUCCUGGAUAGUUCUACAGAAAAUUACCUAGAAGUGGAGUUUUGUCCACAUGGACAGCAUCUGAUAUUAUUGCUGUCAGGAGCUGGCCAAGCGUUCCAGCAACAACUGCCCAUGGUGUUCAAUGCUACGAUCGCAGGGGACAGGUGGAUGGGUGAGGCUCUCCUCCCCUGGUCGUACUUCCCUCCCAAAAUCAACAAGAUGAACUCGUACGCCAUCCAUGGCUCAGAAGAGAAGCGUACAUACGAGGCUCUCUACCCCAUCCCCGAGGAGGAGAUAGUGGAAGGCCAAAAACCCAACUUCCACCGCCUGGAGUAUUUCCAAAAUUUUCGCCUGCAAAGCAUCAUGGGAGAAGAUUGGGUCCAGCCAGAGUCUGGUCUGUGGCAUGGAAAGUCCUGAACUUUUCAAAAACACUCUUUUUUUUUUUUUUUUCCAUCUCCCUCUCUUUGUCUCUCUAUUGUACACACAGACGAGCGCGCACAAACACACAGACACACACACACACACACACAAACCACGGCAGCAGGGCAAGAGUGCAAACACACAACAUUGACGGAAAACAAAGGGCAAUCAAUCUUUAUUAGUUAAUGAUGCCAAACGAUAUGACAAGGAAUAUGUUAUCAGCUUGUCGGAGCGUAUUAGCCUUUGCACACAUCUGUACAAGCACACAGUCACACACGCAUCACAAGGUAUUAGACUUUGCCUUAAUUUGCCUUGGCAUAGUGUGACCUACAGUAGUUAUACUCUGGAUGGUGUCAAGGAAUGCUCGUCUUGACAUUCAGCUCCUGUGUAGCCUGUGCAUUUCACUACAGUGAAAUAAACCACAGCAGGUUCUUGUGAUCCUUUGCCCUGACUGCUACUAGACGCACACAAACAACUGUACACACACCAUUAUGGAAAAAUCUGUUCCUCAGAGAUGAAUGUUUUAUCCA
Etheostoma cragini (Arkansas darter) is the source of this 1475-nucleotide messenger RNA. RefSeq names its product chromosome 2 C4orf33 homolog (gene c2h4orf33). NCBI's taxonomy places the organism in Eukaryota, Metazoa, Chordata, Actinopteri, Perciformes, Percidae. The coding region runs from base 352 to 942 and encodes 196 amino acids. The record is from RefSeq and is a predicted model, not a curated record. The transcript is spliced from 6 exons.